Molecule: messenger RNA, 3676 nt
Organism: Daphnia pulicaria
Lineage: Eukaryota; Metazoa; Arthropoda; Branchiopoda; Diplostraca; Daphniidae
Exons: 3
Coding region: 431-2212 (593 amino acids)
Source: RefSeq, a predicted model, not a curated record
CAGUCGGAACAGCGUCCUCGACAGUCACGCAGGUUUUUCUGUCUAUUUUCCACUCGACGAUUUUUAAAACAAAAUCAAAAAUUACCAGCGCAACCCACGCGCUUUUUCUGAUUAACUCAGCGACGAGUCGACUAGUCGAGUUGGUUUGAUUCCAGGUAGUUUCUUUCCCAUUCAUCCCCAAGGAGAAGAAGAAGAAGAAAGAAAGAAACAAAUUUUUCGACUUUGGUUGUGUGUCCAUCAUCAGCGUGUGAGAGGAUUUUUGUUUUCCCCCAAAGUGUCAAAACUUCCGCAUCGCCGUUUUACAGAGAUCCAAACAACUGAUUUAAUUUUUUGGAAAAUAUUAAGUGACAUGGUGUUUGUUUGGACUUGACGAGUCUUCCUACAAAAGAUUAUACAUCCAGCACACUCCGGUCAGCUCACACAACAACAAAUGGCCGAAGGACAAAUCAUGCGAAUGUGCCACUGGACGAGAUGGCCGCUGCUGGCCGGCGGCAAUCACUUGAGGCCACUGCAACGCUCCGUCUACGUGCUGGUCGUCUGGACUUGCCUCUGCUACGGACUUUUCCAAAUUUCCAGUCACGGGUCGGGCGGAGGGGACUCGUCUUCCGGCGGAGGUGGGGCCGGCUACGCCGGCGCUGGACCAGUCAACUCGCGCCUACUCUUGCAGAAGGUGACCGAGACGCCGCUGACCUCUACGGCCGCUUCAAGCGGGGUGGCCGUCGGCACCCAGCCCAUCACCAGCACCGAUCCGGCCGCCCUCAAAAUCGACAAGCAGAAAAUCCCGGACGACGACGAGAUGGCCCCGUUCAUCCAGCAGCGGGUGCCCAACGUCCCGUUUGAAUUCUGGCUGCGCGAAAAGGCCAAAAUCUACGGCAAGAACCACACCUGUGCAUUCUAUCCCAGCGUCUUUGAUAUCAAAUUCAACAACAAUUAUUGGCAAAUGUUCCGGUCGACGAACGGGACCUUUUACCUGUACGGAGCUUAUCACGACAACCGGGCGGCCGUCAAGACGCCAACGAUCCGCAUUCUGGGGAUGAUCGACCGGAUCGAGCCGACGGUCAAGACGCACUGCCUCCUGUGGUACGACGCGGCCAAGGACCCGAUCGUCAUGCCCGUCGUCGAGUACAAGUACGUCUGGAACCAGAAGUGGGGCAACUACAAGCAGGGACUCCUACAGCCCUACCUGAUGGCCUGCCACCUCCCGCUGCCGGCCGUGUUAGCCGCCAAGGGCUUCCGACCUGGCCAGGUCCCCAUUUCCGUCUCACUGACGGAAAAGGGCUGCGAGCCGCCCACCAACAACCUGCGCGUCAACAACAACGUCCCGGCCCAGAAGGGCCGCUUCGCCGUCUGCGUCAAGGGCCUGGACUUUCUGCGCGAAGAUCUCAGCGUCCGUCUGGUCGAGUGGAUCGAGUUGCUGGGCCUCCUGGGCGCCGACAAGAUCUUCCUCUACGAGCUGGAAGUCCAUCCCAACAUCUCCAAAGUGCUCAAGUACUACCAGGAGACGGGCCGGGUGGAAUUGACGCCCAUCACGCUGCCGGGCGAGCAGCCCAACACGCCCGGCCUGCGGCACAUGUACCUCAAGUCUAAGAUCACGUCCAAGCGCCAGAACGAGGUGAUCCCGUACAACGACUGCCUGUACCGCAACCUGCACAGCUACGACUACAUCGCCCUGAUGGACACAGACGAGGUGAUCCUGCCCAAGAACGUGCAGACGUGGGGCGAGCUGAUCGACGUGGUGGUGCCCAAAUCGCUGGCCGUGGCCAACUACACCCGGGCGUCGUACAAUUUCCGCAACGUCUACUUCUGGGACGACGCCGAGCACUCGCACCGCUGGGAGGCCAACAUCCCGCGUCACAUGCACAUGCUGCAGCACGUCUACCGCAGCUACAACUACACCAAGCCCAACCAGUACGUCAAGUGCUUCCACAACGUCCAGAAGAUCCUGACGCUGCACAAUCACUUCCCGCUGGCCUGCCUGGGCGGCGGCUGCACCUCGUACCCGGUCGAGCCCGAGACGGCCCACCUGCAGCACUACCGGGCCGACUGCGUCAGCACGCUCAAGAAGAGCUGCGACAGCGAGUACAAGCAGCACCUCGUCAAGGACACCAUCAUCUGGCGCUAUAAAGAAGAUCUGAUCCCGCGGGUCACCAAAGUCCUCAAGUCGCUCGGCUUUUUCGACGACAGCUUAGGCCAAGUGACUAACGGCCUGUAGUCCUAAAUGGACUUUGUCGGAUUCUAUUUUUAUCACGUCACAAUUGCACAUUAUCUGAUUUUUUUUAUUUUUUUAUUUUUGAAUAAGGAAAAAAUUAGUGUUUGGUUUUUACGCUUGUCGGUUCUUGUAAAUCACGUGCUGUUAGUCAGACGAGGGCUCAAGAUACGCAAUUCAGCAAUAACUUUUUAUUUUUUUUUUUUUAAUUUUUAUUUUUUUGUAAUGAAUGGCGCAAAAGAGAGAGAGAAAAGAUACGAGCGCUUAAUAUGCAAAUUUCUGAUUAUGCAUCGUCAGUCAAAUAGUCUAGGGAAAGCUCAAUGUCCCGCCACUUAUCAUUAGUUGGACGUCUCCGUAUGCUCAUUCGACCAUUCCUAUAAAAUAAUAACAUUUUUUGGGGGGGCGAAGUUUCAUCAGAACAAUUGGAAUCAAGUGGGAAUCGAGUCGACGUUUAAAAUUUUUUUAAAUAUGAAAAUAGGACGAAAUAGAGAAGACACGGUCGACGUAACGUCCAAGAGUCGAAUUUUUUUUUAAAUUCUAACCUUUUCCCGUCAUUGAAAUGAGCUAAACACGUACAGUGCGCACAACUUUUGGUUGUUCAUCGUUGAAAUAAAAAUGAUCCGUGUUUUUCAAUUUUUUUUUGUUACAUCACUCAGUGCUGAAUGUGAAUCACCUUAUAUUUGCCCAGUUUGAAUUUUUUUGUGAUUUUCUUUACAUAUAGCGUGAAUGAUUUUCAUCUACAAAAGAAGAAGAGAAAAAGAAGAAGAAAUAGAUUAUAAAGCUUUUUUAUUUGAUAAAAUAUGAAAUUUUUGAUUUUGUGUGUGUGUUUCCUGUUUUCUGACAAGUCUAAAACGUUGAUUAUCGGAGGAAAGACGCACGGCUCCGAUGAGACGACAACGCGUGCGAUGUGAUGUUUAAAAAUCUUGCGAACAAAAGCGAAUGGCUUGAUAUCCUUAAUUCUUUCUAUGACAAAAAAAAAUAAUAAUAAUUUCAUGAUAUACGUUUUUCUUUGAAAUAUCUGCAAGAUUCCAUUUGACAUGGCCACAACACACGUCCAUUGCCAAACCAUCAUUCAAAUAUUAUUUGAUAUGCGACCGCGCUUCGUUUGAAUUCACCCACAGUACCCGGUUCAGUCAUGUUCUUUUUUAUUUUUCCAAAAAUCCAUAAUUGGAAAUGACGACCGGAUUUUUAUUUACCAAUCUUUUUCGUUUAUUCUUUUUCUCGUGAGACACAUUUCUGUGAAAUGCACACACACGCCACACCCAAAUGAAAUCGCAAUUUGCUUAUUUGAUUUUUUUUUUUCGUCCACUGUUUUUCUGUAAAUGGUGUGUACGCUUCGUAAUGUACGAUUUAUUAUAUAUUUUUUUUUUGGUCUUCGUCUUCCCAUUUUUUUUUGGUCGUAUCUAUGCCUUAAUAGCCAACAUCCGCAAGCGUCGGCAAAUACAAUGUUUGAAAUACGUGUAUACAAUA